Messenger RNA from Erpetoichthys calabaricus (reedfish), 2282 nucleotides. RefSeq names its product butyrophilin subfamily 1 member A1-like. The transcript is spliced from 11 exons. Gene Ontology annotation, molecular function: protein binding. The record is from RefSeq and is a predicted model, not a curated record. NCBI's taxonomy places the organism in Eukaryota, Metazoa, Chordata, Cladistia, Polypteriformes, Polypteridae. The coding region runs from base 353 to 1804 and encodes 483 amino acids.
AGUGUUGGCAGGCUGCUGUUUAAAAACGAAAGAGAAAUAAAUCAGAGGAGGAACACUUUAUACUACUCCUUUUAUUUUAUUACACGCCAUCUUCUCCUUCUACAGACUUAUAAGACAUUAAGAACAUGAAAGACUGACACAUUGUGCAUGAAGUUCACAGACCCCUGAUGAAGGACAAAUCCUUCGUGAUGUGUGAGCUCUAAACGGGGAAAGUGGAGAGAAAACAAAGUGAAAGCAGACUCACCAGUCCAUAACAAUAACGACAGAAGAAGAGAACAAAUUCCAGUUGGUGACCACUGGGUGGGCCAGUCUGAUGCUGUUGUGUUUUGGGGGGCUACGAUAAGGCAAAGCCAUGAACCUUCAGAUGCGAUGGACUCUUCUUAUCUUAUUGUUUCUACACAACACAGAUAUCUCCUGGGCAGACAGCUUCAUCGUUGUCGGUCCUUCUAAGCCCGUCGUCACUUAUGUCGGUGAAGAUGUGGUCCUGCCAGCCUCCCUGUCACCAGCUCUUAAUGCUAAGGCCUUUGAAGUGAGGUGGUUUACAACGGACAUCGGGUCACCAGAGCUGUUAUACGUCAAUUACAAUAUCAGGCUACAGAGUGACACAAGAAGAACUCUGAGCAUAGACAACCUCAAGAAUGGCAACGUGUCUCUAAUAAUCAGAAAUGUCCAUGUUUCUGAUGAUCAUCUCUACAGAUGUAAUGUGUACUCUGGACAAAGAGAAGAGGAGACUCAGGUCUCACUCACUGUUGAAGUUUUAGGUGCUCAGCCCUCCAUUACCAUGAGCUCCACUGAAGGUCAGAAGACCCGACUGGAGUGCAGCGCUGAGAAGUGGAACCCCCAACCAGAAGUCACCUGGAGGGACAUGAAUGGGGCAGACGUGACGUCACAGUCCACAAUAAAAUCAGAGCGGGACUCCGAGGGUCUUCUGAGAGUGAGCAGCAUCCUCCUGGUGAAGGAGGAGUACAAUGUGUUCAGCUGUCUGAUGAGAAGUAAAGCACCAAAGCCAGACUGGCACUCCGGACUUGGCAUCUACAGUUUCUCCCCAGGGGUCUCUGGCUGGUUGGUGGCUUUCUGUGUCUUGUUGGUUCUUUGUUUAGCGGUGACUCCUCUGCUGGUCAUUCAAUGGAGAAGAAUGAGAGAAACAAACACCAGAUAUGAUUCAAUAGUUGGAUUCCUUCCUAUAUGGUUUCUGCACAAGGAAAUUGAAAAGUCACAACGCGUCACGAAUGCAGAAUGGAGGAGAAUAUGCAGCUCAGCAGCUGAUGUCACUUUUGACCCUGAGACUGCACAUCCAUAUCUCAUUGUGUCUGAAGACGGGAAAGAAGUGAGAGACACAGACACACGACAGCGAGUGACGGACAAUCCAAAGAGGUUUGACUACUGUGGUAUUGUCCUGGCCAGAGAAGGAUUCACGUCAGGGAGACACUACUGGGAGGUGGAGGUCGGGGGGAAGACUGAGUGGGAUUUAGGAGUCGCCAGAGAGUCGGUCAUCAGGAAGGGGAAGAUUACACUGAGCCCAUAUAAUGGAUACUGGACUGUGUGGCUGAGGAAUGAGAACGAGUACGCGGCUCUCAUUGGCCAUCCUCUCCCCCUCCCCCUGAGAGUGAAGCUCCAGACAGUGGGGGUCUUUCUGGACUAUGAUGAAGGUCAGGUCUCCUUUUACAAUGCCCAGUCCCGCUCUCACCUGUACACCUUCACAGACUCCUUCACUGAGCCCCUCUAUCCGUAUUUCUGUCCUUGUCUUAAUGACGGUGGUAAAAACGCGGCCCCUCUGGUCAUCUGCCCCCUGCGCACACACUGACCCCUCAGUAUUAAUGUCGUCUGUCCAUCUCUGUGUCAGGUCAGAGCAGCACAAAGCCGAUGGAGACUUUCUUUAACAUCAGACCACCAAACUCAAAGCCCCCCUGAGGUGUCCUGCUGUUUGCUGCUCGUCUGAUUUUCAUUUUCAGGAUUUCUGUGUUUAAUGAGACAUCAGGACUGAACACUUGGGAUUUUUAAAUGGCGUCGGAUCAAAGCGUCGGCUCCAUAAUCAAAUGUGAAUCUUUAUAAUUUGAUCUGAGGGUCUGAGAAUGAACAGAAAUCCUGAGUGUGCGUCUUUAAUUUGACAUUCAAAGAGGAAUUCAACAAAGAUGGUUGUGUUCUCCCCAGCACUGGAUUGGUUUUCUUCAGUCUUUGUGUGACGUCACUUGCUGGUGGUCAGUCCUGAUGACCCUGAGGUGCCCACUUUGUGACAUUAAAAGACCGAGAGGAUGUGAAGAAUGUGAUCUGAGCCGAAGAAA